AUGGCGGCCAAGGAUGACGUGGAUGGGCUAGAAGAUCUCAAGGGCUUCUUUGUAAAAAAAAGAUUCUUCUCUUACUCUUGGACACCCGUACCUUCCCCACGUUUCCAGAAAAAUCUUGCCAGAGACUCAGAGUCUGUCUACUGCUCCAGUGCUCCCGCGAUCAAAAUGGAAGGCGACGGCGUCCAGAUCUUGUCCCGGCGCAUGGUCAAGCCGGAGCACCACGCGAGCUCGCGGCCGCCGGAGCCCGAGACCGUCAACCUCACGCCAUGGGACCUGCCGCGGAUCACCGUGGAGUACCUGCAGAAGGGCGUCGUCCUGCCCAAGCCUCGGCCCGGCGCACAUGCUGUCGAACACCUCGCGUCGUCCUUCUCGCGCGCUCUGGCCCGCUUCUACCCGCUCGCCGGCCGCUUCGCCGUCGCGCCCGUAGCCAGCGCGGACGCUCGGCCGGGCCUGACGAUCUCGAUCAGCUGCGACGACCAAGGCGCAGAGUUCGUCCACGCCGUGGCGCCCGGGGUCGCCGUCGCCGACAUCGCCGGCCCGCUCCGCGUCAUCCCGCGCGUGGUCUGGUCCUUCUUCCCUCUCAACGGGAUGCUCGGCGUGGACGCCGCCGUGGACCCCACCCGGCCGCUCCUGGCCGCGCAGGUCACCGAGCUCGCCGACGGCGUCUUCGUCGCCAUGUCGCUCAACCACUGCGCCGCCGACGGGGAAACGCCGUUGGCCGUCCGGAGCGGCGCCGGGAACAAGGUGGACGGGUUGGUCUCGGUGUACGAGGGCAGGGAUGACGGCGUGGGGAGAGGCGGCAUGGAGCUGGAGGUGUGCCUCGCUCCUGGUGCGCUCGCCAGGCUCGUCGCCGACCAAGAGCUGAUGGACGCGUCGGUGUAA
Molecule: messenger RNA, 882 nt
Organism: Triticum turgidum subsp. durum (durum wheat)
Lineage: Eukaryota; Viridiplantae; Streptophyta; Magnoliopsida; Poales; Poaceae
Source: the annotation of a GenBank genome assembly